UCACCAGAGUUCAGUUGUAUUUCUAAUUUGAAGACUCAUACAUCAUUAAAAGCGCGUUAGCAUGGAACAGUGGAAAAAUCGUGUAGCUGUAGUCACAGGUGCUUCAGCAGGAAUUGGUGCUGCGAUUGCAAAGGAUCUUGCGAAGGCGGGAAUGAUUACAAUUGGAUUAGCACGAAGGGUCGAAAGAGUUGAAGCUCUUAAAAAGGAUCUUCCAGGAAAUGUUCAAGGAAAUCUUCACGCUGUGAAAUGUGAUGUGUCGAAUGAGGAUGAUAUUGUGAGAGUUUUCUCUGAAAUUGAUGCAAAGUUCAAUGGGAUUGAUGUGUUGAUCAACAAUGCAGGUGUUGCUCGUCACACUGAACUGAUUAAUAAGGAUAACUCCUCAAAAAUUCGUGAGAUAAUUAACACAAAUGUUUUCGGGGUUGUUUUCUGCACAAGAGAGGCCUACAAAUCAAUGGAGAAGCACGGAAGAAAUUCCCAUAUUGUCCAUAUUAAUAGUGUAGCUGGACAUUACCAAAUGCAAAUACCUCUCUUAAAUAUCUACCCCGCAAGUAAACAUGCAGUUACCGCCAUAACGGAAAUCCAUCGCCAGGAAUUUAUAAGGAGCAAACAUCACAUCAAGGUGACCUCUGUGAGUCCUGGGGCUGUGAAAACUGAAAUGAUGCCAGAUGAUGUUGAGGAAAGGUUGGGCAAAAUUCCAUUCUUAGAGGCUGAAGAUAUUUCCCAGAGUGUCCUUCAUGUCCUCGGAACACCUCCUCGUGUUCAAAUUCACGAACUUAUCAUCAGACCUUUUGGGGAGAGAUUUUAAUGCUUUGUAAAAAUUGUUCACAAAAUACCAUGUUGUUCAAAAAAUAAAUAUUUUCUACUAAAAUGUUCUUUCUUUAAUU
Messenger RNA from Lutzomyia longipalpis, 884 nucleotides. RefSeq names its product farnesol dehydrogenase-like. Lineage: Eukaryota; Metazoa; Arthropoda; Insecta; Diptera; Psychodidae. The coding region runs from base 62 to 805 and encodes 247 amino acids. The record is from RefSeq and is a predicted model, not a curated record. Gene Ontology annotation, molecular function: oxidoreductase activity. The transcript is spliced from 2 exons.